AAUCCCUCCCCGUGGAUAAACAGAGGAUAGAUAACCCCUCGCACUUCCAACUUCUAACACUCAGUUCUCACAAUUCAAAAACUUUGAGGAAAUUGAACUGCUAAAAUUCUAACAAUGUCAACCAUUUCAGCAUUCCAACCAUUCACUUCUCCAUUCUACAAAACCAACUACCUCAAAUCUUCUCCCCAACACCAUUCUUUUGCACUUCACUUCCACAAAAAUGCAAUUUCCACCCAUAAUUUGCAGCAUUUAAGACUGACCCACAAUUCCAAAUUCGGAAGGGUAAGAUCAGCUGAGGAUGAAGCUCAAAUCCCAGAAACGGAAACGGCUGCGGCUAUUGUCCAAGAGGAGGCUCCUGAACAAACUGUAGCCAUCCCAGUUUCCCCUUCUGAUAAGCUGAUUAUGAUUUUUCAGGCAGAAGGAACGUUGACUGAUUCAGCUAUUCCCAACGUGACCCAGGCAUUAGAGGGAACAGAAGGUGUUUCUAAUCUGAGGGUUCAAAUUUCUGAGGGCAUUGCAAGUGUUGAGCUUAUGAAGCAGACAACAAUUCAAGCAACUGGAGUGGCCUCAAGUCUGCUGGAAUCUAUACAAGGAGCCGGGUUCAAGUUGCAGACACUGAAUUUGAGUUUUGAAGAUGAAGAGUUGCUAGCUGGGGUAUAAGAAUUUGUUUAUCAUACUAGAGAAGUAUCUCAAAUGUUUUUCUCUGUUAAUUUUGGGCUUUAGAAACUGUUGUAUGCUCAAUCAUUGUGGUUUAAGGUUAAUCAUUGUUUUAUAAAGUUUUGAUAAAUUAAGUGAAUAUGAAGAUAUGUGCUCCUGCUAUACAUGGCUUAAGUCGAGCUCGAUUGACAAUCAAGGCAUCGCAUUACUUUUA
Molecule: messenger RNA, 871 nt
Organism: Spinacia oleracea (spinach)
Lineage: Eukaryota; Viridiplantae; Streptophyta; Magnoliopsida; Caryophyllales; Amaranthaceae
Exons: 4
Coding region: 115-660 (181 amino acids)
Cellular component (GO): chloroplast
Source: RefSeq, a predicted model, not a curated record